AUGCAGGUGGUUUGCUCUGAAUGGGGAGAUGGCUUUGCCCUGGUUAUUGCCUUCCUCUUUCUGGUCACCUUUGGCAGCCUGGUGUCCCUGAGCUUCUCUAACCCAGGUAUCUUAUACCCAGGCUCCCUUGAGCAGGACCCUGAGGCAGCAUACAUCACCUGGAUGUAUCAAAAGGCUUUUCUGAUACCCUGGUGUCCCCAUUGCUCCUUCCACUGCCCACCCAGGACCUUCCACUGUGAAUAUUGUAACAUCUGUGUGGAGGAGUUUGACCACCACUGUACGUGGGUGAACAACUUUGUGGGGCACUGUAAUAGCCAGCUGUUCCUGCUGCUACUUGGGUUGCUUUGCCUUUACCUGGGUGCUGUGCUGGUGAGGUGUGUCAUGUUCUUUGUGUGCACCAGAGAGAUGCCAUUCUUCUUGGACAAAGCCAUGGCAUAUCUAGUGGCUCUCCCUGCCACCUGCACCCUGCUGCCACUCAUCUUGGGGCUGCUGAGCCAGGCUAUAGCAGUGAGCACCGUCACACGCCCCUUCGAGGGCCUAGAUUCUCAACUAGACAGGUAAGCGGGGCCCAGUGCCUGUGCUGGGUUACCCGGUUGUGCACCUCUGCCACCUGGGCACUUUCUGUGCCUUCUCCACUGCCCUUGCCCCUGAUUGUGCCUCAUUA
Messenger RNA from Ictidomys tridecemlineatus (thirteen-lined ground squirrel), 664 nucleotides. The record is from RefSeq and is a predicted model, not a curated record. NCBI's taxonomy places the organism in Eukaryota, Metazoa, Chordata, Mammalia, Rodentia, Sciuridae.